UCGUCAGUUGUACUAGAAGAAGUCUUCCCGUUUGUACUGUGUAAACUCGCGUGGUGUGUUGUGUGCCUAAUGAGACGCAUACCGUCGUUUAAGUCGUGUAGAUUUUUUGAGCCGUAUUUUUAUCAGAUUGCACGUGGAACGCCCUUUUACCCGACAGCUACAGAAGGAUCGCACCUCUUCAUAACACGCAGACAAUACAUGCACUCAGCCAAGAGACCUUGUUUGCAGGAAAUGUCUUCUGUUAAAAUUGGCACACACAACGGGACAUUUCAUUGUGAUGAAGUCUUGGCGUGUUACUUUCUACGGCAGCUCCCGGAGUACAAGGAUGCUAAAAUCACGCGGACACGUGAGCCUGCAGAGCUGGCCCAAUGUGAAGUUGUGGUUGACGUUGGCGGAGUGUAUGACCCAAGUCAACAGCGUUAUGACCAUCAUCAGAGAUCCUUUGUGGAGAGCUUCAACAGUUUAUGCCCAGAGAAGCCAUGGGUAACCAAACUGAGCUCAGCCGGUCUGGUUUAUUUUCACUUUGGUCGACGAAUUCUUUCCCAGCUUACAGGGCUGACACAAGACAGCAGACAGUUGGAGAUCCUAUUUGAUAAGCUGUAUGAGAACUUUGUUGAGGAAGUGGAUGCAGUGGAUAAUGGGAUUUCUCAGUGUGAUGGUGAGGCACGUUACACUAUCAGCACCAACCUCAGCGCUCGUGUUGGCUAUCUUAACCCACGGUGGAAUAGUGAUUGCCAGGAUACAGAGGAGGGUUUUCUUAAAGCCAUGGUCUUGGUGGGAACGGAGUUCUUAGAUCGAUUGGACUACUAUCAAAAUGCAUGGCUCCCUGCGCGAGCAGUAGUGGAGGCUGCUGUUCAGACAAGGCAUCAGGUGGAUCCCAGUGGGGAGAUAAUUAUGCUGGCCCAAGGCGGAUGUCCUUGGAAAGAGCAUCUGUUUGCCUUGGAAAAAGAGCUAAAGGUGGAGGUACCAAUCAAAUUUGUGCUCUAUCCAGACCAGAAUGGCCAGUGGAGAGUCCAGUGUGUGCCAAAAGGGCUCAACACAUUCCAAAACAGGUUGUCACUGUUGGAGGAAUGGCGUGGUAUCAGAGACAAUGCAUUGUCCCAGCUCAGCGGAAUCCCUGACUGUAUUUUUGUCCAUAGCAGUGGCUUUAUUGGGGGAAACAAAACCAAGGAGGGAGUUAUUGAGAUGGCUAAAAGAACCUUACUAGCAUCCUGAACAUCUCCAAUGACUGCUGCACAUUGUCUUGCUUUUGCUUUAUUGCUUAAGCACAUUUUUGUAUAGCAAGUUUAACUUGCUUUUUUCACAAUAAUAAAAUGCCUGAACCAAAGCAGUCUGUUUGCCUUUUAGUUUAUCAUCCAUGGAAGUGCUCAACCAUUUUACCCCAGACUAGUAAUGAGAGUGAAACGCUUUGUUUUUUAAAAUGUCAUCCAGCCAUACAUUCAUGCCUCCUGCCUGCUGUCAGUAGUUUUACUUAAACAUUAAACCUAUUAUGACUGUCAGUUAUUAUAUAAUUGCAAAUUUCUUAAACUCAGUCAGCAGACACCCAAGCCACUUACAAAUAACCUUAAAAUCUGACCUUAAAAUAGGUAAAUAAUAUGAAUGUUAACAUGAAAGUUGUUGAACACUCAAAGAAGAACAAAUUAAAUGUACAUUGUUCUAAUUAACAAAUGCAUUGUUUUAUGUACUAUAACAUUUGCAUUCAUUUAUAAAUGUAGACCUGAAUUAUUUUUGGAAUUAAAAGAAGAAUCAUAGUGUAAAUUUUGUAAAUGAUGUGCAUUAAAUGUAAUGUCAAAGAACCUAUUAUUUCUGCCAAAUGUAAAAAUUUUAUGUAAUGACAUUUUUGACAUUUGCUAAUGUCAUUUUGACAUUGCCCUUUAUUGAUUAAAUGCAUUGGAUAUGAGUAAAAGUGUCUAGAAUCUACACUUGGAAAAGUGUAGCAUGGUGAUCUAUUUUGGGGGCAUUAACAAAUAAGGUUUUCAAAAUGACCAUUUUUAAAAACUUGUGAAAAAGGACAAAGGACAUUCUACAUACGUACAUGUAUAUGUAUCUACAUGCAUAUUUGCAGUUAUAUUUGUGCACUUUGUAUCUUAAGUAUAGUUGGUGUAAUCAAAGCCUUUAAUCACAUUUGUGUGAGUUGUUAAUAUUGUACUCAUUGCUUCAUUUGACUUAUUUGUACCACGUGACAUCUCAAACUAAUGUCAAAUUAAACAGGCAUCUGCUUAGAUA
Molecule: messenger RNA, 2226 nt
Organism: Pygocentrus nattereri (red-bellied piranha)
Lineage: Eukaryota; Metazoa; Chordata; Actinopteri; Characiformes; Serrasalmidae
Gene: myg1
Product: myg1 exonuclease
Exons: 7
Coding region: 70-1215 (381 amino acids)
Cellular component (GO): cytoplasm; nucleus
Source: RefSeq, a predicted model, not a curated record